Messenger RNA from Spodoptera frugiperda (fall armyworm), 2059 nucleotides. RefSeq lists its product as uncharacterized. Bases 113 to 952 code for a protein of 279 amino acids. Gene Ontology annotation, biological process: regulation of transcription by RNA polymerase II. Lineage: Eukaryota; Metazoa; Arthropoda; Insecta; Lepidoptera; Noctuidae. The transcript has 4 exons. The record is from RefSeq and is a predicted model, not a curated record. Gene Ontology annotation, molecular function: DNA-binding transcription factor activity, RNA polymerase II-specific; protein dimerization activity; RNA polymerase II cis-regulatory region sequence-specific DNA binding.
AUGGAUUUUCGUCAGUUGGCUUCGAUUUGCCGAGCGGUUCACAAGUUCCUGUGUGUCGAUAAAAAUAAUUGUGCUUGUGUUUUUUUUUUUGUAUGAAAGUGAUAUUAUUUUUAUGCCAACCGUGACAGAUAUAUCAGGAGCUAACAACGUGUAUCCACCGACGAUGGCGUCCGACCAGGAGUCCUGUUCUGACGAGGAGCCUGAUAGUGAGAUGCUGAGCGACGACCUCUGUCUACCUGACAGCGAUGAUGAUCGGCAGUCCACCAGAAAUAUUCAAAGUCUACCAGAAGACAUGCCAUCAAUAAACUCCUGUCUGCUCCGCCCUCCACGGAAGCUGUUCACCAACUGUCGGGAGCGGUGGCGGCAGCAGAAUGUGAGCGGUGCCUUCGCAGAACUAAGGAGGUUGGUGCCCACACACCCGCCCGACAAGAAACUGUCCAAGAAUGAAAUACUGAGGAUGGCUAUCAGGUACAUCGGACUUCUCUGCGAAGUUCUAGAAUGGCAAAAGUCCCACGGGCUAUCAAUGAACAAAGAAAACUCAGCGAGUCUCGCGAUCAAAUGCGAAUCUCCCUUAAGCCCCCAAUCUAGGAGGCUGCGGCUCAAAAGACCAUAUUUUAGCGAAGAAGAUUGUCCGAGAGCAAAAAUCUUUCAUGAGACAAAUGAAUAUCAGAGGUAUGGCAAUGAGGAGAAUGAAGAAGUUAAGAGAGGGUAUCAGAGACCCAUCGCCAAUAGAACAGAAUUCUACUUCGGGAAGGAGCAUUUAAGAGUUUUAAGGAAUCAGUUCUACUUUCCUCCGAGAUGGCGACAGAACAUGCCGUUCAGGAAUUUGGCGGAUCGUAAUGGAAAUAAUUUGCUGAUGAUAGCUCCUGCCCAGAAUGGGAAGGAAGACCAUGAUGGUAAGAUGCAGAACGGACAUGGGAGCAAAGAAAAGAAUGAUAAAGAUAACAAGUGAAGAGUUUCAUCAGAAGGAGAUUAGUGGUUUAGUUUAUAUUCAAAUUGCUGUUUGAAUUUUAUCACGGAAUGUUUUGGGACGUGUUUAGUAGAAGGUAGUUGAAACGAUGCUCUGGUCUUUAGCUGUUUAGGAAGGUCACAUCACGGGCAUGUAUUUACUAUUUUGAGUAAAAACUGUUUUAUUAUUUCCCAUUCUUAAGUUUAGGUUAGAAAUAUCUAUUGUGUUGAUUUUAAUCUACAAUUUAGAAAUAAGUCGGGUUUUCCUUCCUGACGCUAUAACUCCAGAACGCACGAACCGAUUUCCACAGUUUUGCAUUCGUUGGAAAGGUCUAGGACUCCAUGAGGUUUAUAGCAGAGAAAAUGUAGGAAAAAAAACAAGAGAAAAGCCCAUCUGGUAGCGAAACGGAGUUCGCCGGGGUUUGCUAGUAUUGAUUAUAUACUUACUCCGAUUUCAAUUAAAACUUUUCACUAUUUACUUACCAUCGGGUGAUUCAUCUGCUCGUUUGCCCCUUAUCCCAUAAAAAAAUAGUUGUAUAUAAGUAGGUGUUGUAAUGUAUCUUUAUUAAAUUAGUCCCACCGUAUGCGUGCCAUAUUAUGACAUUAAUUUUAGCUUUAUUUUAAUGUUUCGUCAGUUAUUUUUUUUAAUUAGAUCUGAAUGUUAUAUUUGUGUAAUUUAAUCUUAAAUAUUUUAUUUUGAUAAGUGUAUAAAUAAAUUAAUAAAUAAAUGCGUUUUUUUUAUUAUUUUUUUAAUCUUUCUUGUAUUUUGUGGAAUAAUACGGUAGUUGACAACUGCUCAAAUUUAAUACUAUUGUUGAUAUGCCAAAAACUAUACUUUUCAAUGAAUGUUCAAUGAUAUAUCAACGAUGACGUCGUUGUCAUCGUAUUAUUUGCUUCAAAUAACACUGUUAUUUCUGAAAAAAAUCGCUAGAAUAAAUCGAAAAUUACAUAUAUCGUCAAAUCGAUGAAUGAAGAAAGUAUGCUUAGUUUGUAUUGUGUUACUGUGUUGAAAAAUCUUAAUAUUAUGUUAUCUUUGACCUGGGAAACCAAAACCACUCAAUAUCGAUGUCAAUAAAAUUUUUGAGUAAGACUUUAAAAUCAAAUCAAUAUC